AUGCCAGCCAAGAAGGUUUCCCCCGGUACGGCGAGAUCGAAGAAAGCUGCUGGUUUAGCUCAACCAAUACUUUCCUUCCAAUCAGCUAGACCAUCCACCACCAAGAAACCUACAAAAGGUAAAACCCAAAUAACGACUACUACACCCUCUUUGUCGGAAAUUGAAUUAGAGAAUCAACGUUCUCCUGCAUGCCUAUCUCCGGAAGAACCGAUGGAGAUCAAGAAGGGAGACGAAGGAAAGAAGAGACAAUUAGACGUAAAAUCGAAAGAAUGGAAAGGGAUUAUCAAACAUGCUAAAGCUGAAAUGGGCGGUUUAGGACCUAUUCACGCAGGUCCAGAUACGCAUAACGAUAUACAUCACGUUCUGCGCAUAUUCGAUUUGACAUCUUCAUAUGGUCCAUGCGUCGGUAUAACCCGAUUAGCAAGAUGGGAAAGGGCCAAAAAAUGGGGUUUAAACCCACCAGAAGAGAUUCGAGAUAUAUUGACUACUGAACAAGGUCAAAAUGAAAUUCAAUAUAAAGAAAACGUCCUUUAUGGUUGGGUAUAA
Kwoniella shivajii is the source of this 546-nucleotide messenger RNA. RefSeq lists its product as uncharacterized. Gene Ontology annotation, cellular component: delta DNA polymerase complex. Bases 1 to 546 code for a protein of 181 amino acids. The record is from RefSeq and is a predicted model, not a curated record. Gene Ontology annotation, molecular function: DNA-directed DNA polymerase activity. The transcript has 5 exons. NCBI's taxonomy places the organism in Eukaryota, Fungi, Basidiomycota, Tremellomycetes, Tremellales, Cryptococcaceae. Gene Ontology annotation, biological process: DNA synthesis involved in DNA repair; DNA-templated DNA replication.